This is a messenger RNA of Brassica oleracea var. oleracea, 2097 nucleotides long. Its product is annotated as calcium-transporting ATPase 1, endoplasmic reticulum-type-like. The coding region runs from base 641 to 1600 and encodes 319 amino acids. Gene Ontology annotation, biological process: calcium ion transmembrane transport; intracellular calcium ion homeostasis. Lineage: Eukaryota; Viridiplantae; Streptophyta; Magnoliopsida; Brassicales; Brassicaceae. Gene Ontology annotation, cellular component: membrane. The record is from RefSeq and is a predicted model, not a curated record. The transcript has 3 exons. Gene Ontology annotation, molecular function: P-type calcium transporter activity; ATP hydrolysis activity; ATP binding.
GAAGCUUCGUUCUCUCCCUCUCUAGUAAGUUAGAUUAAUUUUCCUAUCUUCAACUUUUCUCAUCGAUUGAUUUCGCUGUUCCAGUACCAUGUAAUCGCCCCCUUGACUCAGAUCUGAAAUUAUGCUCAUGUUUGAAUUAUAGUCAGGUGAAUAGAACUGAUUCUCGAUCGAUUCUUCCUUCAUACUUUGUGUGAGAUGAUGAUGAUAACGUUUCAUUUAAAUAUAUUUUUUUCCUGAGAUAAAAUCUUCUCAGCAAUCAGAGGAUCUAUCAUGUAUAUAUAGUCUCCUGGAGAUUAUCGAUCUCUGCUGCACAGAUUCAUGGGGAAAGGAUCAGAAGAUCUCGGGGAAGAAGGAAAGCUUGAGAUCUACAUCCUUAAAGUCUGAUACAUUUCCUGCUUGGUCUAAAACUGUUGGUGAAUGCGAAGAGAAUUUCGGAGUUAGUCGUGAGAGAGGCUUAACUACUGAAGAUGUGUUGAAGCGUCGUCAGCUCUAUGGCUUAAACGAGCUGGAGAAGCCUGGGGGCACUUCUAUUUUUAAGUUGAUAUUGGAGCAGUUCCAUGACUCGUUGGUUUGUAUUCUCUUGGCGGCUGCCGUUAUCUCCUUUGUGUUAGCCUUCUUUGAUGGGGAGGAAGGAGGCGAGAUGGGGAUCACUGCGUUUGUUGAGCCGCUUGUGAUUUUCUUGAUCUUGAUGGUUAAUGUCAUUGUUGGGAUCGGGCAAGAGACUAAUGCCGAGAAGGCGUUGGAAGUUUUGAAGGAGAUUCAGUCUCAGCAAGCGACCGUUAUGCGCGAUGGGAAUAAAGUUUCUAGUUUGCCUGCUAAAGAGCUUGUUCCUGGGGAUAUUGUGGAGCUCAGGGUUGGUGAUAAGGUCCCCGCUGAUAUGCGUGUGGUGGCUUUGAUUAGUUCCACGCUGAGAGUCGAGCAAGGCUCUUUGACAGGAGAGAGCGAGGCGGUUAGUAAGACCACUAAGCAUGUGGAGGAGAAUGCUGAUAUUCAAGGGAAGAAAUGUAUGGUGUUUGCAAGAACCACUGUUGUGAAUGGGAAAUGUAUGUGCUUAGUUACUGACACUGGGAUGAGUACUGAGAUUGGAAGGGUGCACUCGCAGAUUCAGGAAGCUGCGCAACACGAGGAAGAUACUCCUCUGAAGAAGAAGGUUAACGAGUUCGGAGAAGCUCUGACGAUGAUCAUUGGGUUGAUUUGUGCGUUAGUGUGGCUCAUCAAUGUCAAGUACUUUAUCUCCUGGGAGUAUGUUGAUGGCUGGCCUAGAAACUUCAAGUUCUCCUUCGAGAAGUGUACCUAUUACUUUGAGAUUGUUGUGGCGUUAGCGGUUGCUGCGAUUCCUGAAGGUCUUCCGGCGGUUAUUACCACGUGUUUGGCUCUUGGGACGCGGAAGAUGGCUCAGAAGAACGCUCUGGUUAGGAAGCUGCGCAGUGUGGAGACUCUUGGAUGCACAACGUUUAUAUGCUCUGAUAAAACUGGAACUCUGACAACCAAUCAUAUGGCUGUUUCAAAGCUUGUUGCUAUGGGUUCUAGAGUUGGAACGCUUAGAUCUUUCAAUGUUGAGGGGACCUCAUUUGAUCCACGAGAUGGGAAUGGACGCUAAUCUUCAGAUGAUUGCGAAAAUUGCUGCCAUUUGCAAUAACGCUAAUGUCGAGCAAUCUGACAAUCAGUUUGUUACUAGGGGCAUGCCUACCGAGGCAGAUUUAAAGGUUUUGGUUGAUAAAAUGGGAUUUUCCGAAGGAUCCACUAAAGUCUCGACUUUGGCUGAUGGCGAUGUUUUACGUUGUUGUCGGCUAUGGAGUGAACUAGAGCAACGGCUUGCCACUCUUGAGUUCGACCGGGACCAGAAAUCAAUGGGAGUUAUGGUUGAUUCCAGCUCAGGAAGGAAACUGCUACUUGUGAAGGUCUGUUUUUCUUCAUUUAGCAUAUUAUUUUGGAUAAUCAUUUUUUUAAUCUAUAAUUAUGUGGCUUGUGUUUUGGUUCGCAUGGACGCUUGUUAUUAGUUGGAAAAGCAUGUGUACAAACUGGAGGGCUCUUGUUCUCGAGGAGUCCUCAAGAUCUUUCUCUUGUUUCUUUACUUAUUUUUUCUUUAUUCGACGU